Molecule: messenger RNA, 2461 nt
Organism: Aedes aegypti (yellow fever mosquito)
Lineage: Eukaryota; Metazoa; Arthropoda; Insecta; Diptera; Culicidae
Product: xaa-Pro aminopeptidase ApepP
Exons: 5
Coding region: 486-2432 (648 amino acids)
Molecular function (GO): metalloaminopeptidase activity
Source: RefSeq, a predicted model, not a curated record
CCAAAUCAGAGCAGAGAAACCGAUGCCCGCCCGGUCAGUUUCGGUUUGGAGCUUUCGGACGUCGGUUCAGAGAGUGCGGUCGGUGACAUACUUGUGGUGGCAAGUCGUCGUCCUUGUUCUCGUCCUCGUCGUCGUCGUUCAUUCGCGUUAUUGUAAGUUAUCGCUCGGUUCCGGACAGGAGUGCGAUCCUUCCCAAUAACUCGGUUUGUGUGUUAGAAGGAAGACACUGACGGUUUUGGCGCGCGUUGUCACUUCUGGAGAAGAUUGAAAUUUAUGACUGAACGUUACGUGGUGCGGUAACGCGUGGUAGAUUUUUUACGAGGCACACGUGUCCUCGUGGUAGAUUCUGGUUCGUGCAGAGAACCAGAACAGCAGUUUGUUGUCAUUAUAAGUGCUACAGCCCCGGCUGUAAUUUACUCGGUGUGAGUUGGCGAAAUAUUUUGGCGUUGAUGCUGAUUUGCUGCGAGCGAUAGUACACAAGCACCAUGAAGAACGCCAAGAAGUACAUCAUCGGAGCGUCGGCACUGCUCAUCAUUCUGGUCGGAUGCGGAGUUGCUGUCGGAAGAGCGCUCAACAACGAUGACGACUAUAUGUUCGAUGACACCCCAAAAACGAUGGACCAAAUCCUGACGGAUAUCCGCAGUCACAUGCAGGACUAUUCCGUGGCAGCCUACAUCGUUCCUUCCGUUGACGCCCACAACACCGAAUAUAUCUCCCAGCAUGAUCGCCGACUGCAGUACGUCACCAAUUUCACCGGUUCUGCAGGAACGGCCAUUAUAACCCUGGACAAGGCGCUUCUUUGGACCGACUCUCGGUACCAUUUGCAGGCGGAAAACCAACUGGACUCCACCUACUGGACCCUGAUGAAGGAAGGCCUUUCCGGCGUACCGACACGUGACCAAUGGCUGCUGGACAAUCUACCCUCGGGUUCUCAGGUCGGCACGGACCCUUUCCUGAUCGCGAGCACCGAGUUCGAUCGACUGGGACGGGUUCUGAUCGCUGGUGGUCAUCGGUUGGUCACGUUGGAGCGCAAUCCAGUGGAUAUCGUGUGGAACAAUCGUCCCACGCAGACCAGCGGAGAUUUGAUCCGACUGGAUAUUCGGUUUUCUGGUAAACGAUCUUCCGAGAAGAUGGCUGAGCUCCGGGAUACCUUGGACACCCAUAAGGCCUCGGCUAUUGUAAUCAACGGACUGGAUGAGAUUGCUUGGCUGCUGAAUCUCCGCGGAACGGACAUUCGAUACAAUCCGGUGUUCUUCGCCUACGUGAUCGUAUCCAAGAGUCAGAUCUUACUAUUCACCAAUCCAGAUCGAAUUAACGAAACCAUCCAGGAGCACUUCCGAGAGGAGGGAAUCUCCGUAGUCGUUCGAGACUAUGGAGACAUACUGGAUGGUAUUGAAACCCUGGCGGAGGACGGUGGCAAGCUGAUCAUUGCUACCUCGUGCAGUCAAGCGAUCUACUCCAAGGUGCCGGCCGAGCAACGAAUCCAACUGUACAGCAUAGUGGCUUCGAUGAAGGCCGUCAAAAACGCCGUCGAAGCGGAAGGUAUGCGAAAAGCUCACGUGAGGGAUGGAGCGGCCGUGGUUCGAUAUCUGCAUUGGCUCGAAGAGAACGUGGACUCAGAGAAUAUAACGGAGCUGUCGGGAGCGGCGAAGCUGCGUGAGUUCCGAAGUAUGCAGGAGAACUUCGUUGAUUUGAGUUUCACCGCUAUCAGUGCCUUCGGUCCAAAUGGGGCCAUCGUUCAUUACAGUCCAACUGAAGAGACGGACACCCUGAUUACAAGAGAUAACAUCUACCUGAUCGAUUCCGGUGGUCAGUACUUUGAUGGUACGACGGACAUUACCCGAUCGGUGCACAUGGGCGAACCAACUGCCUUCCAGAAGGAGGCCUUCACUCGCGUCCUCAAGGGUUUCCUAAGUCUCGGAUCAGCCGUAUUUCCAACAAAGACAUCCGGAACGUUCUUCGACGCCAUGGCACGUCGAUCGCUGUGGGACGUUGGGCUUGACUACGGCCACGGAACCGGACACGGUAUUGGAUCGUUCCUGGGAGUUCACGAAUACCCGCCGUCCAUAGUGUCGAACACUGCAUCCCCGGGUAAUCAAGGUCUUCAGGAGAACAUGUUCACCUCCAACGAGCCGGGAUACUACGAAGCGAAUCAGUUCGGCAUCCGACUGGAGGACAUUGUCCAGGUGGUGAAGACUAACGUGGCGCACGACUUUGGAGGCCGAGGGGCACUCACGUUCUACACCAAUACGGUGGCGCCGCUGCAGACCAAGCUUAUGGACGUGUCGUUGAUGAGUGACCACGAGGUGCAACUGGUGAAUAAGUAUCAUGAGAGGGUUCUGCGAGAGGUGGGAGCCUUGCUGCUGGAGCAGAAUGCCAACGAUGCCUACGUCUGGCUGGGCAAACAGACGCAACCGAUAGUGAAAUCGUAGUAUGAAAUAAAUGGGAUGGAGAAAAGGGA